Messenger RNA from Cricetulus griseus (Chinese hamster), 100 nucleotides. The record is from RefSeq and is a predicted model, not a curated record. Lineage: Eukaryota; Metazoa; Chordata; Mammalia; Rodentia; Cricetidae.
GCCAUUAACAACAUACAGUCCCAGGUUGCCGCUCCGACGGCUUAAAUGUCAAGGCUCCUGCUUUCGUCCCCACGGUCGCCCUGUGGUACCCUCGGCCGGG